Colletotrichum orchidophilum is the source of this 153-nucleotide messenger RNA. RefSeq lists its product as uncharacterized. The transcript is spliced from 2 exons. NCBI's taxonomy places the organism in Eukaryota, Fungi, Ascomycota, Sordariomycetes, Glomerellales, Glomerellaceae. The coding region runs from base 1 to 153 and encodes 50 amino acids. The record is from RefSeq and is a predicted model, not a curated record.
AUGCUGCUCCAGGCAAGGUGCCAAGGCAUUCGUGAGGCUCAGCCUCACUGUCAAUCCCGACUGGGUGGUUCUUCGGACUCCUCAUACCACAACUACAGCAACCCCUGGGCAUCUUGCUUUUCAGUGUCUGGAAGCCAAGGCCAUCAACUUUGA